AUGGCGGCGCCCAGGCGCUCCCGCUCCCCGCGGGGCGCCAGCGUUGUGUCCGUGGCGGACGCCAGCCCCAGCCCCGGGCCCCGCGGGGCGGCCGAGCCCAAGGUCGGCUGCGAUUCCGAGAUCGAUGGCCAUGCCGAGCUGGUGUGCAGCUCGUGGCUCGACGUGGAGAGCGAUGAGGAGCAGGGCGGCGGCGCGCCCUGGCCCUCGCAGCCCGGGGAGCGCUCGGCCGUGGCCGCGCUGCUGGAGCGCUGCGUGGCGGCGGGAGCCGUGAGCCAGGAGACCUUGGAUUUAACUUGCAGAAGAAUGCCAUGCUUUCCGAAAUUCUCAGAGAUGGAAGAAAUAGUAAACAUGGAAGCUGAAAUCAAUGAGAUAAAACUGAAAACUGAAAUUAUGCAGUUGGAGAAUGAGACAGCAGACAUUACUCACCAUUUUUACUUAGGGAAAAAGUGUGAGAUUUUGCAAGAUAUGAACAGGCACCUGGAAGCCAUACUGAAAGAGAACAGGAAUCUCAGAAAGAGGUUGAUGAAACACAGAUGUCAAGAAAGCCUGCCUAUUGAGGCUACUUUUCACAAGUGUAUAGUAGAGUUGUUGACUGAGGCUGUGACUUUCAUUGAGAAGCUUGAAAGCCAUUUGCAGUCUGUGAGAAGCGUCCCUCAGAUACCAGAUAUGGUGAACAAUAUGGACACCACUUUGUCAAAAACAGAGGUGCUCAUGAUAGAAUUGGAGGAGCUGACACAGCAAAUACUGAAAUGGAAAGAAGUGCAAAAGGAAGUGUAUUCUAACCAUGUGUGCAAUACUGCUGACUUGGACUUCGGUUUGUCUUUAAUCUAACAAAUCAUUUUCCUCAGAUAGGAUGACUACUCAAAGAACUGCAUUCCUAGGGUCUUCUGUGAAAAUUGCAACAUAGGAGUCUUUUAAUCCAACAGAGACUUUGUAAAUAGUUAAAUUUCUGUUAUUAAGUAACAGUUCUCCAACUGUUUACCAAAACAAAAAAGGACGAUGACCAGUAGAUCAUGGGAAGAGAGAGUACUGAGAAGCCUGUUAAGGAGUUCCUGUUUGAAAUAGCUGGAUAGGAGUCCCUUGUAGCCUGUAUCUUCAGUGGAAAAGUGUAUUGAUAUUUUUUUGCACUUGCUAUAGUAUCUUUAUUCAUUUUUGUAAGCAUCUUGAUAAAACACUGUAUUUUGUAUGUCACCAUAAAACUUUAAUAAAAGCACUAGA
Molecule: messenger RNA, 1218 nt
Organism: Cinclus cinclus
Lineage: Eukaryota; Metazoa; Chordata; Aves; Passeriformes; Cinclidae
Gene: HAUS2
Product: HAUS augmin like complex subunit 2
Exons: 6
Coding region: 1-831 (276 amino acids)
Biological process (GO): spindle assembly; microtubule nucleation; centrosome cycle
Cellular component (GO): HAUS complex; centrosome; mitotic spindle microtubule
Source: RefSeq, a predicted model, not a curated record